AAUGGAGUCAUGUCUGGAUUGAUGCAGAUGCUGCUUCUGAAGGUUUCUGCUCACAUCACAGAACAGCUGGGAAUGGCCCCAGGAGGAGAAUUCAGGGAGGCUUUCAAAGAGGCCAGUAAAGUACCUUUCUGUAAAUUCCAUCUUGGAGACCGACCCAUCCCUGUUACGUUCAAGAGAGCAAUAGCUGCACUUUCUUUCUGGCAAAAAGUCAAGCUUGCCUGGGGCCUUUGCUUCUUAUCUGACCCAAUCAGUAAAGAUGAUGUGGAGAAAUGCAAACAGAAGGAUUUACUGGAGCAGAUGAUGGCAGAAAUGAUUGGAGAAUUCCCUGAUCUUCAUCGGACGAUUGUCUCAGAACGAGAUAUUUACUUGACCUACAUGCUGAAGCAAGCAGCAAAGCAGAUAGAACUACCUCGAGCUUCAGAAACUGAACCUAGAAAAUAUAUCCCAGCUGUUGUAGUUGGUGUAGUCGGGAUGGGUCAUGUACCUGGAAUUGAAAAGAACUGGAACUCUGACUUAAACAUCCAGGCAAUAAUGAGCGUGCCUCCUCCAUCGGCUUCCAGUAAGAUUCUCAAAUUUGUCGUAAAAGCGACAGUUUUUGGACUGAUGGGAUACGGCUGCUACCGAAUAGGUCAAAGGACAGUUCAGUUUAUUCUCUCGAUGCCAGCAGCACAGAACUAUCUCCAGAAGCUGACAGAAAUAAGGUCUCAGCAUUGAACGUCGAGUAGAGGCACACUAUGUGACGGAGGUGGCUGAAAAAGGUUAACAGAGGCAACGAGUGUGAACUGGACUGAAAGGAGGAUGAGAUGAGGAUUCUAGUCAGAGGUGGUUGAUGCUGAGCAACGCUGAAUCGCUGUAUAUUAAAAGAUUUGAUACUCAAGUUACACCA
Molecule: messenger RNA, 886 nt
Organism: Merops nubicus (carmine bee-eater)
Lineage: Eukaryota; Metazoa; Chordata; Aves; Coraciiformes; Meropidae
Gene: TRABD
Product: TraB domain containing
Exons: 5
Source: RefSeq, a predicted model, not a curated record